This is a messenger RNA of Sorghum bicolor (sorghum), 891 nucleotides long. RefSeq lists its product as uncharacterized. Bases 172 to 561 code for a protein of 129 amino acids. The record is from RefSeq and is a predicted model, not a curated record. NCBI's taxonomy places the organism in Eukaryota, Viridiplantae, Streptophyta, Magnoliopsida, Poales, Poaceae. The transcript has a single exon.
AUCCACUACUGCCUCCAACCCCCUCACUCACCUACACCACCCUUUCACCACUACCACACAAUUGUGAAAAAAUUGUGAUCUUGUUCCAACUUCCAAGAACAGAGCUUCUUCAGAACUUCACCAAUACAAUUCUAGCUCCUUUGCAGCUAUCUUGGAUCAUCAGCCAUCAUCAUGGGAAACUGCCUGGUGAUUCAAGACAGGAAGGAGAUCAAGAUCAUGAGCGUCGUGGACGACGGCGGCGAAGUCCUCAAGAUGCCAUCCCCGGUGGGCAUGCGCAUGCGCAGCUUGAAGGUCCCGGCCGAAGCCCUCUGCGAGCGCCUACCGGCGGCGGCGGCUGCUGCUGCCGGCGUCGACGACCCUGCUGCUGGCGCCGCCGUCAGGGUGAAGCUGGUGAUCAGCAAGCAGGAGCUGAAGAAGAUGCUCGACAAGGAGGGCAUGUCGCUGGACGACAUGGUGUCUCUCAUGCGCAAGGAGGCGAGUGGCCGAGAACAGGAGGAGGAGUUCUGCUGUGGAGGGUGGCGACCGGCGCUGGAGAGCAUACCGGAAGGCAGCGAUCUCUAGCACGUACGUUAUACUGCCUGGCAUCGUUCUUCGAUCAUCGAUCAGAUUCUUGUGAAAGUCACAGGAUCAGUGAUCGUGCCUACACUACAUACAUACAAGAAGUUACACAAGAUACUUUUUGGAAUAAGCGUAAGCAAAGCAUAUGUAUGUUGGGUAUAGCAUAUAUACACAUGUAGAUUAUUAUAUAUAGAAAGAGAUAUAGUAUAGAUAUAGAUGGUAGGAGUUUUGAGAUAGGGAUUCUCUUCAUCUUUUCUUGUUGGUUACAUGCUUUGUAAAGAAGAGGUAAAGAUGAUCCUGGAAAUCAAGCAAGUUUUUAUGUAUAUCGUACUA